AUGGUGAUUCCCAUCCAGUCGCGCCUUCGCGACAUGUCGCUCACCAAAGCGGCCGUGUUGGCUCCCGUGGCCAGUACCGACCCAGCACAAGUCUGCUUCAGCUGGAGUGGCAGCUCCUACGACUGCUCCCCCAUGUCCAACCCAUCGGCACCACCACCGACCCCCAGCGACUCUCUACUGGACCUCAACCCGCGCAAAACCUCUUUCUCCAGCGAGCUGGGCAUGGGUGCCGCCUGCGCCUUUCCCUCCUGGCCCAACCGCCCAUCACUAUCGCGCAGCGAGUCUCCGGACUCGUUCUCCAAUGCCUAUCUCUCAGACGAGGAUCUACUCUGGAUGCCUACUUCCUCAACCGCCACCUCCCCCAACAGCGCGAUCGAGGACGCGCCCUGCAAAGACGCCCUCGCCUUCCCGGCCUCCAUGAACAUGGAGCAGCAGCUUGAGCGCAUCCGCGCCGCUGCCGCCGAGGAAGAAGACCGCGCCCGCUUCUUGGCCAAGGUCGAAGCACAUGCCCGCGCCACCCAGGCCCUGCGCAUGGCAAAGCUGGCCAUCAUCAACGAGCGCGAGACGGCCUCGACCAAGCGCAAGAAGCGUCGCGCCGUGGCCACGCUCAGCAAGCGGCGCGCUCACUCGUCAUCGGCCAAGGUGACGGCACAUGCCUAA
This is a messenger RNA of Penicillium riverlandense, 660 nucleotides long. RefSeq lists its product as uncharacterized. Bases 1 to 660 code for a protein of 219 amino acids. The transcript has a single exon. The record is from RefSeq and is a predicted model, not a curated record. Lineage: Eukaryota; Fungi; Ascomycota; Eurotiomycetes; Eurotiales; Aspergillaceae.